Molecule: messenger RNA, 3284 nt
Organism: Lycium ferocissimum
Lineage: Eukaryota; Viridiplantae; Streptophyta; Magnoliopsida; Solanales; Solanaceae
Product: putative pentatricopeptide repeat-containing protein At5g59900
Exons: 5
Coding region: 109-2793 (894 amino acids)
Molecular function (GO): protein binding
Source: RefSeq, a predicted model, not a curated record
AGACUCCAAAACUACCCGCUCAUCAAAUAAAAAAUAGCAUUUCUACCCCUCAUAUUUACAGCUUUAUCAAAGAGCACUCACACAUUAAACAACGCCUCCAUCAGCCAAAUGAACCCUUCCCUUCGCCGGAGCAGACCAUUUUCCGGUCACAUUAUCCGGCACCGGCGAACUCUUUCCACGUCACCCAACAAUCAAGUAAACGACAAAAACUUCAUAACAACCUUAAACAACAUCAUUCGAAGCAAACAAAGUUGGAAUAUAGCAUUAAACAGCACAAUUUCCACUAAACUAAAACCCCAUCAUGUUGAACAAAUUAUUCUUCAAAAUCUUGAUGAUUCCAGGUUGGCUUUAAGGUUCUUUAAUUUUCUUGGAUUACACAAGAGUUUUUACCAUUCAACAGCAUCCUUUUGUAUUCUUAUACAUUCACUUGUUCAGUCCAAUCUUUAUUGGCCUGCCACUUCACUUUUACACACCCUUUUGCAAAGAAAAGUGAACCCAAGAUUUGUUUUUGAUAAUUUGUUAGAUACAUAUGAAAGAUUCAAUUUUUAUCACAGUUUGGGGUUUGAUUUGCUGACUCAAAAUUAUGUACAAGAUAGGAAAGUAAUGGAUUCUGUGUUAAUUGUUAGGCUUAUGAUGGAGCAUUCAUUAGUACCAGAAGUAAGAACUUUGAGUACUGUGUUGAAUGCGUUGAUUCGAAUCAGACGGUUUGAUUUGGUUUUGCAAUUGUUUGAUAAAGCGGUGAAUUCGGGUGUUGAGGUUGAUGAGUAUGUUUAUACAGCUGUGCUUAAGAGUUUGUGUGAGUUGAAAGAUUUUGAAAAGGCUAAGGAAAUGAUGAAUUGGAUUGAGAGAAAUGGGAGUAAAUUGAGUAUCAUUUUGUACAACAUAUUGAUUCAUGGGCUAUGUAAGGGUGGAAGAGUUUGGGAGGCUGUCAAAAUUAAAAAUAAUUUGUUGGGUUGCAAAGGAUUGAAUGCUGAUGUAGUUACAUAUUGUUCUUUAAUUUUGGGGCUGUCUAAAGUGAACGAAUUUCAGGUUGCUCGAAGUUUAGUGGAUGAGAUGUUGGGACUAAGUUUGGUUCCGCGUGAGGCUGUAGUGUCGAGUGUUGUUGACGGAUUGAGGAGAGGGGGUGAUUGUAUAGCUGCUUAUAGAUUAGUUGAUAUGACCGGGAAAGUUGGAGUUGUGCCUAAUUUAUUUGUUUAUAAUGCAUUGCUUAAUUCUUUGUGUAAAGACGGGAAAUUAGAUGAAGCAGAGUCUCUUUUUGGUAGAAUGGAGGAUAAAGGGCUGUGUCCGAAUAAUAUAACUUAUUCCAUCAUGAUUGACUCUUUCUGCAAACAAGGGAGACUUGAUACUGCAGUUCUUCUUUAUAAUAGAAUGCUUGAUAAUGAGGUAGAAUUAACCAUAUAUCCUUAUAAUUCUCUCAUUAAUGGCUAUUGCAAGGCUGGAAAAUGUAGUGCGGCGGAGUCUAUCUUUAAUGAGAUGAUUGAUAAAGGAUUGACCCCGACUGUUGUAACCUAUACGUCAUUGAUAGAUGGUUAUUGCAAGGAAAGAGAAGUGCAGAAGGCCUUUAGGCUUUACCAUGAGAUGACAGGCAAAGGAAUCUCACCUAAUACUUUCACUUUCACUGCACUUGUCUCUGGUUUUUGUCGUGCACGCAUGAUGGUAGAAGCAAGUAAGUUAUUCGAUGAGAUGGUGAAAAUGAGCGUAACUCCUAAUGAGGUCACUUAUAAUGUCUUGAUUGAAGGGCAUUGUAAAGAUGGGAACACCAUGAGGGCUUUUGAAUUGCUAGAUGAAAUGGUGAAGAAAGGUCUCGUUCCCGACACGUAUACCUAUAGAUCUCUGAUAACUGGACUUUGUGCAAAAGGUCGAGUAUCCGAAGCAAAAGAGUUUGUUGAUGACCUUCAGAAACAGCGUCAUUAUCUGAAUGAAAUGUGUUUCUCUGCUCUCUUACAUGGUUAUUGCCAGGAAGGAAGAUUAAAGGAUGCAUUAACCACUACCGAUGAGAUGGCAGAAAAGGGAAUAAACAUGGACCUUGUGUGCUAUGGUGUACUUAUUGAUGGAACUCUAAAGCAUCAUGAUAUGAAAUAUUUAUUAAAUAUUUUGAAGGAGAUGCACGACCGAGGAAUGAAACCUGACAAAGUAAUAUACACUAACAUGCUUGAUGCAUAUGGCAAAGUUGGAGAUCUUAAAAAGGCUUUUGGAUGCUGGGAUAUAAUGGUUAGUGAAGGAUGCUUCCCAAAUAUCGUGACGUACACCGUGAUGAUAAAUAACUUAUGCAAGGCUGGAUUAGUUGAUAAAGCAGAGAUAUUUUACAAGGAAAUGUUAGCUAGGGGGUUAAUACCUAACCAGUUCACAUAUAGUUGUUUCCUUGAUUAUCUCACAGGUGAAGGGUACAUCAUAGAAGCUAAACAGCUUCAUGAUUCAAUGCUUAAAGGGUAUCUUGCAAACACUGUGACAUACAAUAUAAUUAUAAAGGGUUUAUGCAGAUUGGACCAAAUUCAGGAAGCGGUGGAUAUUUUGCUUGAAAUGAAGGAGAAUGGUAUUUCCCCUGAUUGUGUAAGUUACUCAACUAUCAUUUAUGAAUUCUGUAGGAGGGGUGAUCUGUUAGGAGCAAGAGGCUUGUGGGAAUCCAUGUUGACUAAUGGUCUGAAGCCUGACGCAGUGGCUUAUAACCUUUUGAUUUAUGGUUGCUGCAUCGCUGGAGAAAUGUCCAAGGCAUUUGAAUUGCGUGAUGAGAUGAUAAGAAGUGGUCUGAAGGUGACUCAUGCAACAUAUGCUUCUUUAAUCCAAGGAACCUGAAAAAUGAGUUAGUCCACCAGAUCAAGGAUCAGUUACUAUGAUCAAGUAUUGACUAUCAAAAUUCAGGAGAUUUGUGCAGGACAUGAGCAAGUCAUCUAAAAUGCCUCAUUCAUGAAUAGUUCAAGGUCCUGCCGUUUUUAUAUGAGGACCAUGAACUAAGAUUUGGGCAUCUUUAGAACUACGACGAAGGUUUUUCAUUUAUCUCGAGCUGAUCUUCAUGACUGGACUGUUUUCCCUUCUCUUAUAGAGCCUGGUGUUUGGUAUAUAUCAGAGGGUCUCGAAGUUACUUGGAGAUAUGGACUUUAUUCAUACAGGCAACUGUUAAUAUGCUGUUGAUAUUGAAAUUUGCAAGCUGGUGUUGCAAUCAGACAUGUAGCAAAGAUGGUACGACUGGCGUAUGUUAGAAAAGGGACCAGCACAGCUCCAUGUCAUAGGGUUGUUGCGUCAACUGUUUUGUUGUCUAUGGAAUUUCUCACAUUUCGGUAAGGAUC